Messenger RNA from Panicum virgatum (switchgrass), 2394 nucleotides. Its product is annotated as formin-like protein 20. Gene Ontology annotation, molecular function: RNA polymerase II complex binding. Gene Ontology annotation, cellular component: RNA polymerase II, holoenzyme. The transcript has 8 exons. Gene Ontology annotation, biological process: mRNA 3'-end processing. Bases 260 to 1795 code for a protein of 511 amino acids. NCBI's taxonomy places the organism in Eukaryota, Viridiplantae, Streptophyta, Magnoliopsida, Poales, Poaceae. The record is from RefSeq and is a predicted model, not a curated record.
GCAGCAGCAAGCGCCGACCAAGGAACAGACGCCUCUCCCCCAAAACUCCCCUCCCAGUUUCCUUCCCCCCUCUGCAAAUCCCCGAUUAAACCCUAGAAUUGGCCCCCAAAUGCGCGCCCCCUAGGCGGCGCCCCCGAAUUCGGCACCGGCCCCGCAGAAGGUUCGGGAUCUCUCUCGCCCCGCUCUCUCCUCUCGCGCUGGUUUUGAUCUAGCUCGGAGCUCGCUGCAUCCCUCAGGUGUGCAAGCCAGAGCUCAAACAAUGAGCGCGGGUUUUAACAAGCAGAUCUUGGCUCAGAAGCUCGCAAAGCUUAAUAGCUCACAACAGAGCAUUGAGACUUUAUCACAUUGGUGUGUAUUUCAUCAUCGCUACUGCCGACUAGUUGUAGAAACAUGGGAUUGCGAGUUCCAUGUUGCUUCUAGUGAGAGGAGGCUAUCUUUGCUGUACCUCGCAAAUGAUAUUAUGCAGAAUAGCAGAAAGGAAGGCAAUGGAUAUAUAACUGAGUUCAUGAGGGUCAUCCCUGCUGCCUUGAAUGAAGUGUUGACUAUCAGAGAUGAUCUUGGACGGAAUGUUGUAAAAAGACUGAUUGACAUAUGGGAAGACCGUAAAAUAUUUGAUACUCAGGGACAGAGCCUUAAGGAUGACUUUUUCAGGAGGUUAAAGGACAUAAGAAACAAGUUGAAAAAUCCGGCUGGUGAGCUGCUGGAGAAGGUUGUCUCAAGCUACAAACAUGUACUGAAUGCUCCUAUGGAUGAGGACACUCUGAUGCGAAAAUGUCAAGCUGCUAUUAUUAAUUUCGAUGAACUCAAUAAAGCAUACGGAAAUAACUCGUUUUUUGGUAGCAGCAAUCAAUCUGGUGUUGAGGAGCUGCAGCAACAACAUAGCAUACUCAGAAACUCCAUUGAACAACUCAAAAUGUCAGAAUCACUGAGGGCCACUCUUAUUCAUCAUUUGAAGGAAGCACUGAAUGAGCAGGAGCUCAAAGUGGAACAAGUGAGAGGCCAGCUUCAGGCAGCUCAAUCUCGAUACAAGAAAGCUGGUGAGCUCUGCCAGGGGCUUGGAAUUGACGUGGAAAAACCUCAGCCAUCUAACCAAGGGCUUAAAUCCAGUCUCUCUGAAACGCAUGCUUCCAUUUCCCCAGAUUCAGCUAGUACAAAAUCUCUUCAGAGGGGACAGUCAAGUGCAGUGUUGUAUUCACAGGAGGGAAAUGGUGCUGGGCACAAUGCCAUAUCAGCUAAUGUAUUGACGAAGCUUGCUGUAGGUGCUGUUUCAGACAAGAUCAGUGAUAGUGUUUUGCCUUCACGAGCCAAUGGGGGCAAUACUGCAGUGAAGAUAGAUGAGCACUCUUCUGGUAACAAGAGGCAGAAGCUAGAGGAUGACACACAUAUUUCUCAGCCUCAAUCAGAGUCACCACCACCACCACCCCCGUUCCCGCAUCCUGAUGCAUUUCAACCACCACCACCACCAGAGUAUCCUCCAUCACCGGAGCCUAGCCCCCCACCACCACCGCCAACUUCAACGCCACCCCAUAUAAUUCCCCCGCCUCCGCCAGACACAAUGCCACCCCCAAUUAUCUCAGCUCUACCACCAACAGCUGGUACAUUUGUACCUUUUCCUGCUGGACCUCCUGGUCCAAUGUAUGGCGCUUUUCCAUUUACUCCUGUGGUCAACUUUCCCAUGAACAUUCCACCUGGUUUCCACAGUCCUCCAACUCCACCUCCAGCUUUUCAAGGAUUAUCGGGUACAUUCUAUGGGCCUCCAUUCCCCACAGCACCCCCACCAACAGACAAGAAAUAAGAGUUGUACCUUACCUUGAGAUAACCACCCCCCCAGUCAGCACAUGAGAUUGUAACAUGGAGUUUUGCUAUGGCCAAGUAUCAUAGUUUUGUUUCAUCGAAGGAUAUGACCACGGGGAUGCAUCACCAUGUGUUCUUUGGAGCUCAGAAGACUGCUCUAGUGUUGUACAUUUUAGUCAGCCAUCGUGCAGCAGUGAACUAAUUGUUCAGGUCUUGGUCACAAAGUAGAACUUGUAGAUUCCAACUUCCAGAUGAAAUUUGUGAUUCUGAGAGCCGAGAGCAAAUGCCUCCAACAUAAUUGACUGAUUUAGUUCUUGUCUUGGUUAUUAUGGAGUAAAAACUGUAGAUUUCAAUAGCUAGAGAGAAAAUAUGGAACUCAGCAGGCGAGACCAAAUGUUGUAGCAUGACAUGUUUGUAACUUAUCAUAGCUAUGUUAUUUGCUAGAUCAUCCGAGGAUAUGUAGAUGUUCUUGUGAUGUUAUGGAGCGCGUAAUUCUGUUGUUGGAUGUAAGAUAUAACGUCAGUGGCUGCGGAUGGUUGAAUCUUCUGCUCUGCUGUAAUUCUCUUUUAGAUCUCAGAGCUCUGCUUGUUCUAGUGCUAA